Molecule: messenger RNA, 1423 nt
Organism: Salvelinus sp. IW2-2015
Lineage: Eukaryota; Metazoa; Chordata; Actinopteri; Salmoniformes; Salmonidae
Gene: fancl
Product: FA complementation group L
Biological process (GO): protein monoubiquitination; interstrand cross-link repair
Cellular component (GO): nucleus; Fanconi anaemia nuclear complex
Molecular function (GO): ubiquitin protein ligase activity
Source: RefSeq, a predicted model, not a curated record
UUUUCUUGCGGGAAAAARAGUUAGCUGGCUAGCUACUCAACCAAAAAUAACGUAUCGGUUUGUGUACAAAGGCAAUACUUGUAUUUCUGAAAUACCUUUUUCUCAAACGAACUCUUAGUUAAUGUUCAAGUGUCACGAACGUGAGUACUGUAUGCAGCUGAAAACUUGAGAUGUUUACAUGCUAACAUGGUCAGCUAACCAUGUUGUUACGUUAGCCCAGCACCACACAGCUGACUUCGAACUGUCAAGAAUGGAGAGUUUACUUGUCAAAGAGAGUCCGCUGUUGUUACCACUCAACAAGGAGAAAACUGUCUAUGAUGGAUUUAUCACGGUUCAGGAGAGAGACUUCAGAAUAAGAAUACUGCUUCCACCAGAUCAUCAACUUAAACUGGCUAAGCUUCACUGCUGCUGGCAGUUGAAACAGCUAUUGUGUGGAUAUGGGCACAUAGUAAAACAGAGAUUACAUCACUCUCCUGAUCUAGUCAGCUUUGUUCUGGAGCUGAAGACUGUCCUGGAAGUGGCCCUCAAGUGCAGGCCAGAGUGUCGCUCCAUCCCACCUCCACAGUACUACUCUCAGCUCAUCAUUGAGAUGGAGGACCUGGGAUGGGAUAAGCUGGUGUCCAUUGACACGGAGUUCCGCACACUGAGACUGAGGGCUGAGGACUCCUCAGGACGACAGCACGUCGUCACCGUCAAACUGACGCCCAAGCACCCUGUAGAGGCCCCAUGGUGCUCCGCAGACCUACCUGUUCCACUGGCCAUGACUUGGACACCACAGAGUUCUCUGGGCCAUGUUCACACUCAGUUCCUGCUGCUUCUAGAGUCUCUGGCUGAGUUUUGGGCGGUUCUAGAUGAGAUCGAUGAAAAGACCUGGGUUCUAGAGCCAGAGAAACCCAGCAGAGCCGACACCAUGAGGAGGAUCGCCAUCGCAAAUAACGUGUCCAUAAAAGUGGAGGUUGACACGCAACACCCAAAGAUGUUGCCAGAGUGCUGCCUGCUUGGAGCUGAGCAUGUGGUAACACCUUUGAGGAACAAGCUGAAUGCCAACAUGCAUUUAUGGAACCCGGACUGCAGCAUCUUGCAGAACCUCCGGGAUGUUUUGGAGAUAGAAUUCCCAUCACCUGCCACCCACGAAAAAUCUAGUUUCAGUGCAGAGUGUGGGAUCUGUUACGCCUACCGUCUGGAGUCGGCCAUUCCUGACCAGGUGUGCAACGACCCUCGCUGCGGCCAACCCUUCCACCAGGCCUGUCUGUACGAGUGGUUGCGUGGACUACCUUCCAGUCGCCAGAGCUUCAACAUAGUGUUUGGAGAGUGUCCCUACUGCAGCAAGCCCAUCACAGUGAAGAUGUCCACCCAGAAACCCUGAGCGCCGACUGAAGCCUGGGCAUAGAGCUAUAUGGUUUAACAUGAGCCUCAGCAAAUA